This is a messenger RNA of Amborella trichopoda, 801 nucleotides long. RefSeq names its product lateral organ boundaries-domain 16 (gene LBD16). Gene Ontology annotation, cellular component: nucleus. Lineage: Eukaryota; Viridiplantae; Streptophyta; Magnoliopsida; Amborellales; Amborellaceae. The record is from RefSeq and is a predicted model, not a curated record. Gene Ontology annotation, biological process: positive regulation of DNA-templated transcription; hormone-mediated signaling pathway.
AUGGCUGGGUCAGGGUCCAUUUCAGGCUCCGGCUCCGGCUCCGGCUCCGGCUCCGGCUCCCCUUGUGGUGCAUGCAAAUUCCUCAGGCGAAAGUGCGCCGCGGAUUGCAUAUUUGCCCCUUACUUUUGCUCGGAGCAGGGGGCCACCCGCUUCGCUGCGGUGCACAAAGUGUUUGGCGCGAGCAAUGUCUCCAAAUUGCUGUCGCAAGUUCCCCAGGCCGACCGCUCCGAGGCUGUGGUCACCAUUUCCUACGAGGCGCAAGCACGCAUCAAGGACCCCGUCUAUGGAUGCGUCGCACACAUCUUUUCUCUCCAACAGCAGGUGGCAAGCUUGCAAUCUCAAUUGAUGCAAGUGAAGGCACAAUUGGCCUGUAAAUUGGCUGGCUCCCAAGCCACAAAUUCCCAAUGGGUGAGAGACACAUCCCAUCAAUGCUAUCAUGUGCCCAUAGAGAGCCAAUGGAUGAACAACACAUCAGACAAUGCACAACCAUGCCAUCCAUACAUACAUCCACCCCAUGGGUUAAUGCCAUCCAUGAUGCAACCAAAUGAAUGCAGCCAUCAAAAGAUGCGGAGUGAUGACCAUUACAUAUUUGAGGAGUCCAUGUCCCCAAAGAGCUCUGUUGAUGAUGUAGACCAUGAUGGGGAUGACUCACCUUCACUUCACCAUAAGGCAUGGUUUAACAGAGACCAUGACCAUACAUUGCAACCAUGUUCAAGGAAGAGUUUUCAAUGCAAUGAUUUGGGGGAGCUUCAAGCUUUGGCACUUAGGAUGAUGAGAAGCUGAUGAACUUCCCUUUAUCAU